UUGUUUUGUUAAGCGAUGGCUGAGCAGAGCGCCAACAACAGCACCAGCAGCAGCAACAACAACAACAGCGGCAGCAGCAGCAGCUCCACUUACAACAGCAUUGCUGAAAGCGGACCAGAUUUUGAUGCACUGCGUGCGGCCUGCAACGCGCAUUUGAAUAGCAGCCAUCCACUAACAGGUCCACAUUGUGCGGGCACUUUUGAUGGCUGGCUCUGCUGGCCCGACACGCGCGCUGGCGAGUCCGCCUAUGAGCUCUGCCCGGGCUUCAUCACCGGCUUUGAUCCGACACGAUAUGCGCACAAGGAGUGCGGCGAUGAUGGCGAGUGGUUCAAGCAUCCGCUGACCAACCGAACCUGGUCGAACUAUACCACCUGCAUAAAUCUGGACGAUUUGGCGCGCAAUCACAAUGUGAACCUGAUCUAUGAGGUGGGCUACAGCAUCUCGCUGCUGGCCAUAUUGCUAUCGUUGGGCAUACUGAGCUACUUCAAAUCUCUGAAAUGCGCUCGCAUCACGCUUCACAUGAAUCUGUUCAGCUCAUUUGCGGCCAACAGUUCGCUGUGGCUCAUUUGGUAUUUGGUUGUGGUGCCCAACUCGGAGCUGGUGCAGCUCAGUCCGGGCUAUUGUGUGGCUUUGCACAUAAUACUGCACUAUUUUCUGCUGACGAACUAUUCGUGGAUGCUGUGCGAGGGCUUUUACCUGCACACGGUGCUGGUCGCUGCUUUUAUAUCGGAGAAAAAGCUGGUCAAAUGGCUGAUAGCCUUCGGCUGGUGUUCGCCGGCCAUUGUCAUUUGCAUCUAUGGACUGGCACGCGGACUCAGUGGCAGCCGGGAGGAGAAUCUACACUGCUGGAUGACGGACACAGACUAUAACUACAUUCUGAUAGUUCCCGUUUGCAUUUCAAUCUUCCUCAAUUUACUGUUCCUUUGCAACAUUGUGCGCGUCGUCCUGCUGAAGCUGAAUGCCCCCGCCAGCCUGCAGGGCGGCUGUGGACCCUCACGAACCGUACUUCAAGCAUUUCGAGCUACGUUGCUGCUGGUGCCGCUGCUUGGCCUCCAGUAUAUGUUAACGCCGUUUCGUCCUGGCCAAGAGCAUCCCUGGGAGUAUACAUACCAAGUCAUCUCGGCAUUUACGGCCUCAUUUCAAGGCUUGUGCGUGGCAACAUUAUUCUGCUUCUUCAACGGCGAGGUGAUUGCCCAAGUAAAGCGCAAGUGGCGAACGUUCUACUUCAGUAGUCGACCUCGGACCAAUUCCUACACAGCCACUCAGGUCUCGUUCGUUCGCUGCGGUCCGCCAGUGCCUGGCGAGGAGAAGGUAUGACUAAAGGAUCUAUCGUCAUCAGCUAAGCGACGCGCCUCCUCAGCACCCCAUCACCACCAGCAACAGCAACAACAGCAGCAGCAACAGCAACAUGAGCUGCAACAACAACGCUCGCGCAGCCAGAGUAUGGCCUUGACAGGCGCCGGCGGCAGCACGUCCGGUCUCAUCGAUGGCUGGCGUCAGAAACUGCAUUUCCUGCGACGCUCCAACGUAGAUAAUGCGCACCAGCGACAGCCGCUUAUGGAGGAAACCGCGGCCAAUACCCAGUUGCAGCUGGCAGCUGGCAAUAUGCAAGUGGAGGUGGCGCUCCAGCCGCAGCUGAUGACGACAAUAGCUGAAGAUGUUGCCGAGGCAGCAGGUGCAACAGCAACAGCAACAGCAGCAACAGCAACCGCAACAACGAAUACAGCUGAAGAGCGCAAUGGCACAGGUUUGAUUGCAGGCGCAUCUACAGGUGUUGUCAUUGUCAGCGUAGAUGGCAGUGGGCAACAAAAUAUAGCCGAUGAGGCGCUUUAAACUAUACAAAAACAAACGCAGUCACAAAAACAAUUCUGUUACAACAAUCUCUCAUAGUCUAAGCCAAUUUUAAGUAGCUACCCGCCCAAAAAUUAAGUUAAACCAAACAAUAAUGGAAUGCACCCCACCUACAACAACAACAACAACACAAAUCAAUUGUCGCCCGAUCAUCACAACGAACAAUGUGGAAAUUCUAGCAACAAUAAAUAUAAUAUCAUUGUAAAGUUGCAUUUC
Drosophila navojoa is the source of this 2067-nucleotide messenger RNA. It is a transcript of the gene Dh31-R, whose product is annotated as Diuretic hormone 31 Receptor. NCBI's taxonomy places the organism in Eukaryota, Metazoa, Arthropoda, Insecta, Diptera, Drosophilidae. Gene Ontology annotation, cellular component: plasma membrane. The record is from RefSeq and is a predicted model, not a curated record. Gene Ontology annotation, biological process: cell surface receptor signaling pathway; adenylate cyclase-modulating G protein-coupled receptor signaling pathway. Gene Ontology annotation, molecular function: calcitonin receptor activity.